AUGGAACUGACGCCUGGAGAGAGAACUGUCUGGGCAAUUAUCGGACUGAAUUCGAUUGUGUUUGGUGCCUGGCAGGUGCCUCGACUGGCACCCUUCAUGCACAAGUGGUUCAUGCACCAUCCAGCCCGCAGCCAGUCCAUCACUCUGCUCACCUCGAUGUUUAGUCACCAGCACUUUUGGCACUUUGGGCUCAAUAUGUUUGCACUCUAUUCGUUCGCGGUGCCACUUCACGACCAAAUGGGCAGGGAACAGUUCUUGGCCUUUUAUCUUACAACAGGAGUCACAGCCUCUUUGGUUUCUCAUUUAUUCACGGUCGCUCGUGUUCCAUGGGCAAAGAUCAUUCCUUCCCUCGGCGCUAGCGGUGCUCUGUUCGGAUGUCUGAGUUCAACGGCGUACAUGUAUCCGGAAGCCACGGUUUAUAUCAUCUUUUUGCCGUUCCUGCCGAUUAAGAUACCCAUGGCCUUGGGAGCUAUGAUGGGCCUUGACCUGGUUGGCAUCAUCCGCAACUGGAGGAUGUUUGAUCAUUACGCCCAUCUGGCCGGUGCAUCAUUCGGCCUCGCUUACAUGUAUGCAGGAAAGGAUUUAAUCUGGACACCACUUCAGCAAAAAGCCAUCGAACUCAACAAAGACUCGAACUUGUUUGGCAAGAUGCUACCAAAGGCUUCUUCCCAAGGAGAGAUCAAUCAACGUAGAUCUAUGGGCUCUGUUAAAGACGCCACCGGAACGGAUAGAGUGAGUGGCGAGGGAGAGCGCACUGCGAAGGACUAUGCGCAGGCUAGAUAUAACAAACUGAAGUCAUGGUGGGAUACAAAGCGAAGCGGAGGUAAUAAAGAUCCUUAG
Molecule: messenger RNA, 840 nt
Organism: Gamsiella multidivaricata
Lineage: Eukaryota; Fungi; Mortierellomycota; Mortierellomycetes; Mortierellales; Mortierellaceae
Exons: 2
Coding region: 1-840 (279 amino acids)
Cellular component (GO): membrane
Molecular function (GO): serine-type endopeptidase activity
Source: RefSeq, a predicted model, not a curated record